AUGUCAAGCAAUCAGAAUCAAAAUCAGAAUCAGAAUGGCGGGAGGAGCCGAUGCGCAGGGUGCAAAUUCCUGAGGAGAAGAUGUGCCCAAGAUUGCAUCUUGGCUCCUUAUUUCCCUCCAAACAAUCCUCACAGAUUCGCUUCCGUCCACAAAGUUUUCGGGGCCAGCAAUGUUACCAAGAUGUUACAGGCAGUGCCAGAGGAGAUGAGAGGGAAAGCAGCAGACUCCAUGUCUUAUGAGGCAAGCAUACGUGUCCAGGACCCGGUUUACGGAUGUGCUGGGAUGAUCUACCAGCUCCAGAAUCAGAUCAUGGAAGUCCAAUCUCAGAUCGACAUUGUCAAGGGCAAAACAGCUUUCUACUCUGCGCAGCAACACCAGCAGCAGCAGCAGCAGAUAGAAAUUGGUGUUGGAGAUGGUGGUGGUUUAGGGUUUGGAGACUUCCAUGGUGUUGAUGAUCAGUUCCUGUUGUGGAAUGGUCUAGCUGGUGUUCAACAUUUAGAAGACAAGUUUAAUUGA
Molecule: messenger RNA, 516 nt
Organism: Linum tenue
Lineage: Eukaryota; Viridiplantae; Streptophyta; Magnoliopsida; Malpighiales; Linaceae
Source: the annotation of a GenBank genome assembly